Molecule: messenger RNA, 1439 nt
Organism: Zophobas morio
Lineage: Eukaryota; Metazoa; Arthropoda; Insecta; Coleoptera; Tenebrionidae
Product: pinin-like
Exons: 6
Coding region: 76-1419 (447 amino acids)
Cellular component (GO): catalytic step 2 spliceosome
Source: RefSeq, a predicted model, not a curated record
ACCUUUUUUAUUUAUAAUAACAUGUCUAUAAGAGUUUUUAGAAUUAAAAAUUAUCGUUAAUUUUAUUAAAUCAAAAUGGAUGUUGACUUAAGAAUACUUUCUGUUGAAGAAAAAUUACGAAAACUUGAUUCUGAAUUAAAGACAUUCGGUUCUAAUAUUGCUUUGGGUAACAGACGCAAUCUGCUUCGUACAGGUUAUAGAAAGUUUCCAUUAGAGAGAGAAGGGAACAAAAUUAAUUUUUAUGAUGGUAAUAAAAACGAAACUCUACCCGCUAUACGUUCUCAGGUCACCGUACUUGCAAAGCCGGCAAUUCAUGAAUCUCGCCUUUCUUUGCUUAAAGAUAAAAACCUUUUUAUAAACGAUUCUCGGGAGGCUCGACAUAGAGCUGAGGAACUAACCGAUGGUCGCCGGAGACCGAUAAUGGUUGAGGAAUUUAGGUUUGAAAGACCUAGAAGAUAUAGAAUUGAAGUAUAUAAUAGUCCUCCCGGUGGGAGAUAUAGAAGCCUUGAUAAGCGCGAUCAUGGGCCUUAUAAUGAGGGAAGAGAACUUCCUCAUUACAAUAGCCGCCCUAGAAGAAGUGAAAGUUUGAGUCAGCACGACGACCGUUUUAAAUAUAUGAAAAGACGAAGGGAAGAACGACAUUUUGAUAGAGAACACGAUUACAAAACCAGGGGAGAAACAAAAAAGAUAAAAUCGGAGAAGUCCGAAACCUCUAGUGAAGAUGAAGAACAGCACUUUAAAGAGGACGCUGAACGGAAAGAUUCGGGUUUAGAUGAUUCGAGCGUUAAACUUAAUACCAAGAAACCUACUAAAGUUGAAACUAUAAGAGAUCGACGUAUGUUUGGGCUGUUAAUGGGAACUUUGCAAAGCUUUAAGAAUGAGACUGAACAAAAAACGGAAAAGGAGAAGAAGCGUGAGAAUCUUUUGAAGAAAAUUGCUGAGGAUGAACAGAAAGAAAAAGAAGAAGCAAAGAAAAAGAGGAUAGAGCUUCACCGGCAGCGCCGAAUUCUUCUUAGCCAAAUUCGGAUUCUGAAUCGCCGAAAGAACAUGACAGUUCUUCGAGAGUCUAAAAAGUACCACUACCGAACAAUUUCACUCUUUAUUGAGCUAAAAAGCGAUCCAAAGAUUUUUUUCCUUCCUGCUAAACACAACGAUCAGACUAAGGCAGCUCUCGAAAGAACCAAGCAGCUCUACGAAGAAAAAUGCAAGCAGCUGGAUCUCGAGGCUCAAGACGAGGCGAGCCUCGCCGUGGGAGAUGACGAGGUAGAGGUAGAGGUAGAGGCCGAAGCAGAGGCAAAGACAGAGGUAGAGGCGGAUGAGAAAAUUUCGAAUGACGACAACCAUGUCGUCGAGGAAAAAAACGUAGAAGACGAUUUCAGCCACGAUGAGCGCAGUGACCACGACGACACCGCCAUUUAAAUAAAAAUCUAAUUGACUUA